GCUCAAGUUUUCCUUAAAUACUUCGACAAUUAUACGAGCCUCAUCAGUUGAUUAGAACCAGACAGAAUCAGCGACUUAAACGACCGUUAAAAAAUGAAAAAUAUUCUAAUUUUCUUGACUUUGUGUGUCCUUGGCGCAAAUGCGAUAAGUAACGGAAUAGUAACCCAAGCUCCUCAUGUGGUUAUGGUGUUGGUUAUACGUCCAGAAUUAGAAGCCGAUAAUACUGCAGCUCUAGGCAGUGGUUCCAUCGUAUCAACUCGCCACGUACUCACGGCAGCACAUGUUGUUCGAGGCAAUGUAAACGGCGGCAACAACAGAUUCCAAAUUAAUUUCCUUGUCGGAACAUCGCGACGAACUCUCCACUCUAAUUUUGCUAUCGUUCAUGAAAACUUCGAUCCUACGAAUAACGCUAACGACCUAGCACUGAUAUUUGUUCAGGGCGGUACGUUCCCUGUUAACAGCAUUAUUCCGAUUUCCACGAAUCCGGAACAAACGUCACAGACAUAUUUGGUUGCUGGUUUUGGUUUCACCUCGAACGAAACGAUUGGAUUUGCUUCAGUUAUUCCAUAUUCAGCGACACAGCGUGUUGCUGUUCAAUGCCAGUUCGAUGAUUAUGAAGUCAGUGAGUUUCAUUUUUGCGCAAUUGAUGAUGUCUCGAGCCCUACUGGUAUCGUUUGCCGAGGUGAUAACGGUGGAGGACUGUUCAUAACGCAAGACGUUGAUGGAACCGCUGUGAACACUUUGGUUGGCAUCGCAUCGCAUAUUUUACCAGGAUGCGUAACUACGGCCAUCACUUCUUACACACGAAUGAGCCAAUUUGCACUUUGGAUAAAUUCCAUUAUUGGCGUAUAACGGCUGCAAAGAGUUUAUUUUGGUUUAUUUGUAAGAAAUUACGAAAUAAAUUUACUUUCUGAGGAAAUAUAGCUUUUCAGCGGGGUAGAGGCUAAAAUUCUGAUUAAUUCUAUGGGAAUAUAUUUUAAUCUAUAAAUAAACGGGACCAUUCAUA
Bradysia coprophila is the source of this 1006-nucleotide messenger RNA. RefSeq lists its product as uncharacterized. The record is from RefSeq and is a predicted model, not a curated record. Lineage: Eukaryota; Metazoa; Arthropoda; Insecta; Diptera; Sciaridae.